Molecule: messenger RNA, 2469 nt
Organism: Saccostrea cuccullata (small rock oyster)
Lineage: Eukaryota; Metazoa; Mollusca; Bivalvia; Ostreida; Ostreidae
Product: inactive ubiquitin carboxyl-terminal hydrolase MINDY-4B-like
Exons: 14
Coding region: 1-1356 (451 amino acids)
Biological process (GO): protein K48-linked deubiquitination
Molecular function (GO): cysteine-type deubiquitinase activity; K48-linked deubiquitinase activity
Source: RefSeq, a predicted model, not a curated record
AUGGGUCCUCGAAGGAUAAAAAUCCUUCAAUUUGUAAACAAAAAGAUGCAACAAAAUCUUAAGGACGUAAAGUGUGUUCAUAGGCGUGUUCGAUUCAACAGUCCUGCAGCCGACGAUGAAAAAGCGACAAGACUUACACAGAGAGUGAAGACGUUCUACGUAGAAUCUUGGCCUGAAGUUCAUCUCAAUAAAGAUGGAAGUUUGGUCCGCCCCAGAUCGGGACGAAAUUUAGGUGGGACGCCCAUAACGGUUCACACAGCAACGUUGGUUAGAGAGAUCCUUCACGGUUCGACAGUCCACUCAUUUUGUAGAGAAUGGAAGAAGUCGUCAUUCACUUUCCAGGACCCCACGAGUCCCUACCCCUGGGGAUUACAAACACAGAGGUGCGGAUCGCGAGGUCUAAUUUUAGCAGUGCAGGCCUACGUAAUAAAACAGCUCAUCUUUGACAGAGAAUAUGUUUCAAACAUUCUUGCACAAAGUGCUCUGAAGCCUACCGAGUUUGAGCGGAAGCGGUCUUUGAUUGGCGCCCUCUGUGAGAUCCUAUGGAAAGCAGGGGAUGGUAAGCGGUGUUCUGUUUGUCUACUUCAGGACAAGAGAAGUUUCCCACAGGACUAUAGGCUACGGGACGACAAUAUCACAGAAUAUGUUGUCUUAUUUGAGUUCAAAAAGUUCACAGAUCUCUCCACGUUCAUGAGAAGGAAUAUUGAAGAGUUUACCUCUGACAAGAGUCCCGGGUGUAUUCUGUUUUUGUACAGUUUGGUCCUAUCUGCGACAGUCUUUAAAUUAAAGGAAGAGAUGUUGAUCACGAAUGAAACAAAUUACAAGCUUCUGAACGAUCGUGAAGAGUGCACACAGGCUCUGACGAAUCUGAUCAUCUCGGGUCACGCAUGUCAUUAUCUACACAAUGGAAACCUUGUCUACAGUCACAGUGGAAAUCUGCUGGCAACACCACUGAAAGGCAUCCAGGAGAGAAGUGAGAUCGGUUUCUUGUUCUGGGACAAAGGAGAAAAUGAUGACGAUAGGACUGAUGUAGGCAGUAUGUUGAAGACUCCAAAGAAACCAAUAUGGCUGACCUCAGUAAAUGGACAUCCUGGUCUGCUUUUCAGUACAAAUUUAGACCUUGUCAGUGAUUGGAGGGUUGAAACCAGGUUCUUCCUUCACUACUACACAGGACUUCCGGGUAUCCCAGCAUGUCCGUUGCAUAUAGAGACCAGAUUUGGUAGAAAUGCGCUGGGUAGAACAAAACUUUACAGGCGACAAAAGGAGGAAUCAAUACCACAGCUUGAAAAGUGUAUCAUGACAAAGUGGUAUGGUGCAGCUAUAGACUGGCCUGAUGGUGUGCUACCUUUCUAUUGACGACCAACCAAUCGCUUCUCAUCUAUGCAAUCACUGAUCAUUGACAUAUCGGCCUAUUAUAGGAGGAGACUGUCGCAACAGUUUUAUUUUUCAUAUUAUGCAUUUCUCAUCUUAAAAGACUAUCAUAUCAAUCAAAAUUUGUAAACAUACUCUACACCAGAAUUGUUUUAAAAAAUUGUUAGAUUUUGAUGAAAAUCUACACCAUAAUUUUUAUUAAAUGUAUAUUUAAUUAGUUUUGAAAGGAUAAUGGAAGACCAGCAUGAAUAUUUUCAAGAAAUGUUCGAAUUCGAGACUUUAAUCUUUUUUUUUAAAUGUAAUUCUUUUUACAAAAUGAAGUAUUGAUUAUCUUUUAAGAUAAAAUAAUUAAUAAACAUGAAAAACGAUAUAUCUUAAAGGAUAUUUUAUCAGUCUUAAGAGAGACGACUAUAUUCAUGUUGAUAACAGAAUCUAGUCAUAAACUCAAAAUAUCCACCAUGUGUACCUCAUUAUUUAUUCCCAUGCUGCUGUUAAGGAUAUUUUUAAGUGUUUUUUGCUAUUUAAGUGUUUGUGUGUAUAAUAAUGAUAGUUUUUAUAGUGAUAUAUACAUGUAUGCUUGUAUUUUCAACUGCAUUUAGAGUGUUUUAAGGAAAUUGACUUGUUGUAUAAUCAAAGUACAUCAGCAUUUGUAUUAUAUUCUUUACCUCAUUUUUAAACAAGGAUAUUUCGUACAUGAAUAUGUAUUUUAAUUAUGAGUUUCUGUAACACUUCUUCUUAAAAGUCUUAUCAAGUUGGAGUUUUUUUUAUCACUGUUGCAUUUAUCAGAAAAAAGACCCAUCAUAUUUAUGGAGAAUAUGAUUUUUGCUGGCAAUGUUUUACUUGUAAUUUACCUUAAAACGAUGCUCCUUAGUACAAUCAAAACUUUUUUUUUCAGUGUAGCAGUUCAACUUUCUAGAGAGACAAAAGUUACAUUUUUUAUAGGCUUAGGCUAGUGUUCAGUCGAAACAAACCUAAAUUUCUCUGAUUUUAUUACAUUGCCUCAACAAAUUUUCCAGCAAACAAUUCUUUCAGUGUUUAUGCAUUUUCAAAAACCAGUUGUUUGUAAUUUUGAGCCUUAUAAUAAAGGAUUUAUUUUUG